Messenger RNA from Ooceraea biroi (clonal raider ant), 3189 nucleotides. RefSeq names its product Nicastrin (gene Nct). Gene Ontology annotation, biological process: protein processing; Notch receptor processing. The record is from RefSeq and is a predicted model, not a curated record. NCBI's taxonomy places the organism in Eukaryota, Metazoa, Arthropoda, Insecta, Hymenoptera, Formicidae. Gene Ontology annotation, cellular component: plasma membrane.
UGAAGGCUGGUAAUGUAAUAUGACAGUUUAUGGUAUUUUGUCGGUAAUUUGUCCGUGUAAAUCAAAAAUGCCUUGGUGCAUAAAUGCAAUUUGCUCAUAAAUUCUAUAAUAUUAUUUGCGUUCAAGCAAGACCGUAUCGACUAUUCGUAUAGCCUGUUCAGUGCUAAAAGAAAAGAAGAAAAUAAACGCAGGACACAAUAGCACCAGUAAACAUUUAUAACCAAGCUCAAGUUACUCGAGUUUCACCAUGACUCAUACAAUGUAUUAUCAUUGAUUCUUUUUAUAUUCCAUAUCUUUGCAUCGUGAUAAUACUUGAAAUCGUAGCGAAUUGCACUUUACGUGGAUACACACAAUAAAUAACAAAUGACGGUGAAAACAUGGAAAUAUAUCCUGAUAUUUAUCAUCAUAAAUUCUGUGGCAGCUGAGAGAAUAAAGGACAUGAUUUACAUGCCCUUGGAUGCUGUAGCUGCUUGCUUCCGAAGACACAAUGGCACACAUCAGUUUGGAUGUUCUUCCGGUAGAUCGGGAAGCGUGGGUGUUGUGCAUCUCGUUGAGGUGGACGACGAUAUCACUUGGCUAGAGAAAAACGCCACUGCUGGUCCAUAUGUUGUGGUUCUUUCGUUUGCGAUGUUCAAAAAGAAUACGCUCCUAAGACUGCGAGAUACAAAUAACAUAAACGGAGUGUUAUUGGCGAAGAAUAACAGUCAAGAGCUUCCGUCAGAGUAUUCGCCAGAAGAUACGUGUCCAAAUCGGUACUCCAGUUACAAGAAGUGCGACGACCUGAGACCAUGGAAUCCCUUCGGAUCUGCUUUACUCAUGGAAGACUGGCCAUUCCCUAUGUUUUACACAGAGAAUCAGACGGUGUUGCAAGCUAUAAAGUCUUGUUUCUCGGAACACAAUGCUCACGAUCUGGAGACGCAGUAUCAGAGAUCCCUGUGCGCAAUAGAAAUGAAGUCGUUCAUGUACGCCGCCAUUAAUUCGGAAUCUUGCAUAAAGCGCACCGACUUCAAGCUAAAUUUCAAUCCAACUCAGUUUUGCGAUCCGCUUGGAGACAGAAAUAUACACUGGCCAUUGAGGCCUCUCGAUAGGAAUAAUAAUACGGUGAUAAUGGUGACAGCACGAUUGGAUGCGUCAUCGUUAUUCGAUGGGAUAUCGCCCGGCGCGGAAAAUACCAUAACAGGAUUGGUUACGCUGCUUGCUACUGCGUAUUACUUGAACCUUUUGGAUAUCACCGUCGACAAGACGAAUGUUGUGUUUUCCCUGCUGAACGGAGAGGCAUUUGAUUACAUAGGAUCCAGUCGCAUGAUCUACGACAUGAAGCAGAACAAUUUUAACGCUCUCGGUGGGGUUAAUCUGAAGUUGGAUGAUAUCAAGAGCGUGAUCGAGUUCGGCCAGUUGGGCAAAGGGAGAAUAGUUCUCCAUAGCAGCAGUAAAGAUGAUACCACCGAUCGUUUGGCUAAAGUGUUGAAUGCAUCGAUUCUUGUUGAUAGUGUACCACCUACGUCUGUGCAAAGUUUUCUGGAGGCGAGGCCCAGUCUAACGACUGUUGUUAUAACCAAUCAUGAAAAAAGGUUUAAAAAUCGAUACUACAACAGUAUCUUGGACGACGGGGAAAAUAUUGGUUUUAAUAGGAAUGAUAGCAACGCGCUCGCGUCGGAGUUAGCGAAGAUCGCUGUUCAGGUCGCUAACGAGCUCUAUCGCGAGGUGACGGGCGAGUCGGCGCCGCAGUCCGCCGAUCUACCGAUACCGCUGGAGGAUCUCGUCGCAGAAAUGUUGUACUGCUACGUCCAAAGUGCUAAGUGCACCCUGUUUCACGCGGCUUCGGCACCCGGCGCUAAAUUGAUCAAUCAGAUCUUGCCGCUGUACGUCGGUGUGCACAGAGCGCCCAAUGCCGCGACGACGCUAACGGGGCAGCUUCUGGCCCUGCUGACCGGCGAGAAACUCAGCGACAUGAAUGAAACGACCUGUCACGAAAACCGCCUCGCAUGGAUGGGUGGAUACAAUUAUACAGGAAUAUGCAUAAACUCAACCGUCAAUUACAGUACAGCUGUGAGUCCGGCAUUUAUCAUCGACGGAUAUAAUAUGAAGUCUGGCGAGUACUCUACGUGGACGGAGUCCAUAUGGCAAACGUUGAGCGUCAGAAUGUUUCUUAAACCAUCGGCGGCGACAGAACGUUUCAGCAUGAUCCUGGGUAGUCUGGUUGCCGGCACCUCAAUCGUGCUGGUGUGGUUUAUCAAUACCCGAGCUGACGUAUUAUUCAACUCGAGGAGAACCGUCGAUUGCUAGGGACACGCCGCGGACCACAUAUCAAUGACCAGGUUGGAUCAUCGUCGCGAAGAUCGGGAUGUUCCAAUAACUAGCCUUUAACUGUAUGUGUGGUGCGCCCUCGGACGAUCUAUUUAAUUCAGAAUAUUCAAAUAUUGUUACGCGCGUGUCAUUGUCAUUGCGAUUACGUUAUUUAUCGUUAUUUAUCGUUCCUCAUACAUUGCGUUCAAUUGUGAAAAUAAACCGAUACGUUUUUAAUAUCUCAAGCCCGUUUUUUUAGACUAUGUAAUAUAUUGCGCAAGAUUUGAGAUUUGCAUAGUCUAAAACGGGCUUUAGUGUAAAUAUAUCUCUUCUUUGCAUUUCUCCAAAUUAUUAAAACUAUGUAUACAGCUAUUUGUAAUGUAAAUAUAAAAAAAGAUGUUGAACAACAAAACACUCGAUCAUUUUAACAGCAUUUCACGUAUACGUGGGCGCGCGCGCGCUCGUGUUGUGUACGUGUUAGUAUACAGGGAAAUGUAAUGUAAUACAUCACAUUAUACCCUGUAUAUUUCCUUGUGUGAUGCGUGUGCGUGUGUGGCGCGCACAUGUGUACAUAUACAUACAUACACAUGUAUGCGCACGUACGAGAUUAUUGAAGAACGAAUUUUAAUAAUGAUAUAAAUUUGUUAGUAUAACAUUAAAUAUGCAAAUCGUUUAAAUCUGUAAUGUGUAAAACUGCAUUGUUUUUUACUUCUCUAGCCGCGUUUAAGUUUAUCUAGAUCUAGAAACAAUUAAAAACUUUAUAAAUGGUAAUUAAAAUUUAAGCUCCAUCUUUUGCUGAUAGUUUUAAGUUUACAUAAUACACGUAUAAUGUAUUGCUCUUCAUUAAAGCGUGGGACGAUUGUAGGAAUAUAUGUAUAAACGCAGAAUUAAUAAAUAGUAUUU